Messenger RNA from Austrofundulus limnaeus, 1102 nucleotides. RefSeq lists its product as uncharacterized. The record is from RefSeq and is a predicted model, not a curated record. Lineage: Eukaryota; Metazoa; Chordata; Actinopteri; Cyprinodontiformes; Rivulidae.
AGCAGACUUUGAUUUAGAUCACAGUUCCUAUGCACACAUAGUUUACACAUAGCCAUGUCAUCCUCAAAAUUCUCCUUUCAGUUAGUUUGCAAUUGGUCAGUAAAGUCAUUGUCAUAUAUUUUUCCUCAUCAGCUUAGAACAACCAGGGGUUCACACUUGGGGGUUCAGUUCAGGAAAACCGUGCAUUUUAAACACACUGCUACUUAUCAAAGUUGUUGCUAUCAGUCAGUUGCUUCUCUAAUUUCAUGGGUAGAAGCAGGUGAAAAGAAAGGACUUAAUCGUCCAACAACAAGCUCUCGGACAGCAAAAAGCUCCAGAGGAAAAAGGUCAACACCAGUUUUUCAUCACACCAAUGAGUCAGAGUCAGACUCAGAUUCUACAGACUCCGAUACUACAGAUACUACAUCUGGCAGUACAAGAUCUGGUAGGAGGCAUUAUUCAGACCCUAAGAUUCCUCCAUAUCAAGUUGGAGAGGACAUUGAGAAUUAUUUGAUGCGUUUUGAAUGUAUUGCAAAGACAUGGAAGUGGCCUAAACGUGAAUGGGCCUGUCGACUAGUUCCAUUGUUAUCUGGUAAGGCGCUGGAGGCCUACACUGCAAUGGAUGAAGAUAAAGCCCACUGCUACAACGAACUGAAGGAAGCACUGCUGACCAAAUUUGAUGUUUCACCAGAGACCUACAGGCAUCAAUUUCGAGCAACCUCAGUUCCACAUGGUGAGCACCCCAYUGAGACAUAUUGCCGUCUGAAGAGCCUCUACAGACGCUGGAUUCGGCCUGAACAGCACAAUAAGGAGGAGAUUGCUGAGACCAUCAUCUUGGAACAACUACUGYGUGUGCUACCUGCCGAGGUGAGGACAUGGGUGAAGGAGCAUGAGCCAUCAGAGGGAAUGGAGGCUGCAAAACUGGCUGCACAGUACGCUAAUGCAAGGAAAGGAGGAUCAGCAACACGUUCAACUGGUGCAGACUACCUUUCAAGGUUGCCGCACAUCGUCAACCUACAGGAGGAGGGGGAUAAUGUGAAGGGGCAAGGAUGCUCCAUCACUUUUCAGCAGACUUUGAUUUAGAUCACAGUUCCUAUGCACACAUAGUUUACACAUAGCCAUG